This is a messenger RNA of Lachancea mirantina, 957 nucleotides long. Lineage: Eukaryota; Fungi; Ascomycota; Saccharomycetes; Saccharomycetales; Saccharomycetaceae. The record is from the annotation of a GenBank genome assembly.
AUGGAGGCAUCGACUACUACUGCACCAGCUGUACUGGACGAGUGGCUUUUCCCCGACGCCGCGCGGCUCGGGUCUUUUGGCGACUACGACGCGCCGGUCUCGACCUUUGACUUUGCGCGAGCGCCCGUCAGCGAGAGCUCCGAGUGCGUGUCUUCGUCGGCCGGGUCACCUCUCGACAAUUUCUCGUCGCUUUUUGACGCCGGAAUGGUCGCUGCGGGCGCCGGCAUGCCGGGCUCGGAUUCGGAUACGUUGUUCACGGCUAGCAAUACCGUGUCGCUCACAAACUCCCCGGGCAUCAAACAGGAAGACGCCGACGCGCGCUUCCUGUACCGCGAUCCUGCGGCCGCGUCUGAGGCGGCGCUUGCCGUCGUAGACGCAGCCUCAGCGGAAGACACACAGACCGAUGCGGCGGAUUCUACGGCGGCGGCUGCAGCCGCCGACGCUGCCGGCUCGGCCCCAGACGGAGGCGCGCGCCGCAAGCGCGCGCCCCGCAAGCGGCUAACGGCACAUCAGAAACAGGCGCACAACAAGAUCGAAAAAAGGUAUAGAAUCAACAUCAACACCAAGAUCGCCAAACUCCAGCAGAUCAUCCCGUGGGUGGCAAGUGAGGAGACGGCGUUCGAGGUCGGAGACGCGGCCGGACGUGGCCGUGGGUCUCUCCCGAGAUCUGCGCCCGGGUCCGGGUCUGGGUCUGGGUCUGGGCUUGGCGCCUGUGGCGAUUCCGCCACCUGCAACAGUUCUGAGGCCAGCUCGUGCAAUUCUCGGAGCACGUGCGUCUCAGAAUGCAGCGGAGGCGUGGACGUCGGCGCAUGCGCCGCUGUCACGCCGAAACUCAACAAGAGCAUGAUUUUAGAGAAGGCCGUGGACUACAUUUUGUAUCUGCAGAACAACGAGCGGUUAUACGAGAUGGAGGUUCAGCGGUUAAAGAAGGAGUUAGAGACUCUGCGCCCGAAAUGA